Messenger RNA from Fulvia fulva, 1500 nucleotides. RefSeq lists its product as uncharacterized. The transcript is spliced from 2 exons. The record is from RefSeq and is a predicted model, not a curated record. The coding region runs from base 1 to 1500 and encodes 499 amino acids. NCBI's taxonomy places the organism in Eukaryota, Fungi, Ascomycota, Dothideomycetes, Mycosphaerellales, Mycosphaerellaceae.
AUGGACUCCCGCGAUGCAACCCGCCGCCUUUCAAAAAGCAGAACACGCGACACCACUUCUUAUAGAACACAAAAACCAGAACGAAUAAACACCAAGAAGAACACUGACACACCCACCGACACAACCAUCAACCCACCCCCAAUCAGCAAUCGCACAAACACCAGUUCUAGAUCUUCCGGCACUAUGUCUUCACCAAACCGAGUCAGCAAGGAAUGGGUAGAAGCCAACAAGGCCACCCGCAACUGUUAUCACGGUGGCAGGAACGCCUUCUACGAGGGUUUGCCGCCACUUGGCUUCAACCUCAAGGCUGCGGUGUAUGGUCCAGGUGCUGCGCAAUGGCGUAUUGAUGCCAGAGCGCACCAGCAAGCCGCUGCUGCUGCCACUGCCGCCGCCUCGCAGUCAGCACAACAACCACCACAGGCCUCCUCUUCCCGUCGAACAUCUACAAGGCCCGCCCGCGCUGCAUCGGCAUCGCAGCAGGCCUCGAGUGCUACCCAAGCGGCGCCUGCGCCUCCACAAAUUACCUCAAGUCCUAUACCGGCUGGCCGUGCUGUCCGAGCACUCGCCCCUCAGUCUCCACGACACGACUCCCAACCCGAGAUCGAAGACGCCACCUUCCGCACUCCCGACGGCGCGCGACCAGCUCUGCCCGGAUCAUCGUCCUCACCAGAGCUCCGCUCCCUCUCCCAAUCCCCAGAACUCCCAGCAGACCUCGCAGCCCGCCUCACCGGCACAGCCGCCGACCCCAACCUACCCACCUCCACACCCAACGACCCUGCCGAUGCACUACGAGGCCGCAACCGCUCCACCCGCAUCGCGAACCUCAGCCCCCAGCGCGCCGCCGCCGCCACCCCAUCCCCUCGCAACCCCGCCCCUCACAAGGAAAAACGCGCCCCCCGCCUCGACGACUCCAACCGCCCCUACCACAGCCCCGCCCACACCAUGAAACGCUCACGCGACCGCUACCGCUGGGCACCCCAACAGAACACAGCGGGGGGCCAGUACAUCGCUCCCAACGCCGGGUACGCCGUGGCCAUGCGGGAUGUUGCCGUUAUUGCGAGUCAAGCGUUGGUGGGACCGCCGCCGGUGGGGUACGAGGGGCCUACUGCUGGGCUGCCUACACGGAUUGGGCUUGUUGGUGGGAAUGAGGAUCCGGUGAUUCGGGGGUUGCAGGGUGAGAUGGCGGAGGCCGUGAUUGAGUUUUUGGAGAGGGAGGCGCGGGGGGAGGAAGGGGCUGAGGAGGAGGGGAAUACGACGUUGACGAAUAGUGAUGGGGCGGCGGAGGGGGAGGAAGGUGGUGGCGAGGGCGGGGAUGUUGGUGCGGCUAGAGAGGAGAGGGUCGUUCCUGGUAGCCAAGAGUCGCUGGAGGAAGUGGAUGAAGCGGCAGAUGAUGAUGGCGAGGAGGGGCCUAUUGCUGCACCUGUCGGUGGCGUGCCGCAGUGGCGCCUCAACAUGUCGGAGCAAGAGCAGGAGGAGUGGGAUAGGCAGAUGGGUCUUUGA